UUUGCUACAGGGCGGGUUUUGGAAUUGAAGGUCACUCCAAGCAAGUUAUUGAUGUCCAGCUUUAAUUAGUCUGUAUGGGGCAUACCCUUAUUGGUAUUAAAGAAUAUUGACGAUUUGAUAUUCCUUAUUUGUAUUCCGGAAUUGGGAACUUCACUGGUCCUGGUUUUCUGAGCAAAAUAGCCCCGAAAUUUUUCUGGAUAUCGUCAUUUAUUUUAUGCAGGUUCUUGUAAACAAUGGACGAUCGACCAGUUAGUGGUGUAGGCGCUUACAAAAUUAAUUGGGAUGAAAUCGAUGAAAUGUCAAAUCCAUUUGGAAGUGGUGGUAUAGGUCUUCCAGCUAAAAAUCAACUUAAGUCUGUUACUAAAUCAUCCGCCCAAGGAGAUCGCCCAAACGAUAACAUAAAUCAACCAACAAAUUUAUCAGUUGACUCCAAUCCUGAGAAACUACCAAAGAAAUCUUUACAGAACCCUCAACCGCUACCCAAACCUCUCCCCAAGUCUGAUAACUCUACUGAAGUCAAGCAAUCCCUGAGUCCCCUGUCGUCUGAAGCGUCGCCUGUGGUGGUGAACGGACAGGACGUGCCUAAAGACGUCCAAAAGGGAAAUGUUCCUCAUUGUAAUGGUGAACUGCUUUCAACUCCAGUUCCCCAAUCAGUCCCAUCUCCUGAAGAGAUAUGUGAAGCAUUACAAAGUGUUAUUGAUCUACAUUCUGACAUACCUCCUGAUGUCGGUAAUAACUUAGAAGUUGCACAAGAUCAUUCUAACGAAUCCGAUCCAAGUUUAGGUGAAACUAUGGAAAAUAAUGUUGAAAACAAUAACGUUAUUCCUGAUGUUAUGCAAACUUCACGUAUUGAUUCAUCAACUCGACCAGCAUCACCAGCUCAAGCUGGAAUGCUUAACAAAUCAGAUACACCUUUAGUAAAUGGAAAAGAAAACUCUCAGCUACCUCCUCAAUAUCCGUUUAAAUCAUCACGAGAUUCUAAAUCAAAUGAUACAGAAUUAAUUGCACUACGCAAGGAACGAGAUCAACUUUUAACUACAAUUGAAGAGAUGAAACAUUGUAUCACAGAGUAUGAUCGUAGUUUACAGCAUAUGGUUGAAGAGAAAGCUCAUAGUCAAAGAGAAGUCAAUAUUCCAGUAGCUGAUUUAAUUAAAGAACGUGAUGAAGCUGUAGAAGAGUUAGCUACUAUUGAGAAAGCUUUUGGGGAUUUACACAGACGUUUUGAGAAAUCGAAACAAAUUAUAGAAGGUUUUAAACAGAAUGAAGAGGCUCUAAAAAAGAGCAUCGAUGAGUAUAAAAAUUUAUUACAACGUCAGGAAAGAAAAUAUUUAGCUUUGAAAAAACACGCUGAAGAUCAGUUGUUAAAAGUAAAUCAAGACACAGAAGGAAUAAAACAAGAAUAUGAAACAAAUCUAACUCGAUUACAGGCUUCAUUAAGAAUUUCUGAACUUCAGGUUAAGAGUCUUGAAUCUCAGUUACAGCAAAAGACUCGUGAAAAUGAAGAAUUAACUAAAAUAUGUGAUGAACUAUUAAGUAAAUACGGUGGAAUAACAUGAUAUCAUCAUGAAAAUGUUACAGAUAUUAUUUGUGUAUAAUGGAAAACAAAUGAUGAGUUUUCAAUUUAUUUUAUUUUUCAAAACAUUUUUUCCUACAUACGUAAAUCGUCUUCUUCUCGACGACGACGAAGAAAAAGAAAAUGACAAUGUAGAAUCAGAAGGAGUUAUUGAUGAAGAUAUCUACACAUAUACAUAUACAUAAAAUAGGAAGAAAUUUAUUAACUGUUAUUAUUUUUGUCCUCAUUUCCACCUCCAUUUGAAUGUGUUUGUGUGUGUAUAUUGAAAUAAACAUUUUCUCUCUUACCUAACGAUUACGCCAUUUAGCAUAUAUAUAUAUAUAUAUAUAU
Schistosoma bovis is the source of this 1903-nucleotide messenger RNA. The record is from the annotation of a GenBank genome assembly. NCBI's taxonomy places the organism in Eukaryota, Metazoa, Platyhelminthes, Trematoda, Strigeidida, Schistosomatidae.